Brenthis ino (lesser marbled fritillary) is the source of this 216-nucleotide messenger RNA. Lineage: Eukaryota; Metazoa; Arthropoda; Insecta; Lepidoptera; Nymphalidae. The record is from the annotation of a GenBank genome assembly.
AUGAGUAGAGUGCGAGGCGCUAAUAUAAUUCGGAUUGCGCUUCUUCUAGCAGGUAUCAUAGCGCUGAAGAAGCUCAUGGCACAGAAGAGCGGUGGAGGUGGAGGAGGCGGUGGUCAUGAAAGCCAUGGCUGGUCAUCUGGCGGCAGUAGCGGUGGUUGGGACCGUCGUUCAUAUAACGAUGUAUCGGAUUUAGCGUACUCUGCGUACAAAAAAGAU